Fusarium oxysporum Fo47 is the source of this 591-nucleotide messenger RNA. RefSeq lists its product as uncharacterized. Lineage: Eukaryota; Fungi; Ascomycota; Sordariomycetes; Hypocreales; Nectriaceae. The record is from RefSeq and is a predicted model, not a curated record. The annotation marks the transcript as partial. The transcript has a single exon.
AAGACUAAUCGUACUCUCAUAAUAAUGUCAAGUUAUAUGUCGAGUGUUGGUGUCAUGACGCCUGGCACCACAACUGAAGCCGACACAACUGAACGAUCAUUCAGUUCCUCUGGCGGAGGCAUGGACACCCCAACUCAAUCGGAAGCUAGUGAGAAGAUGAAUGAAUCCCAUACUCUUACUCGUAAAUCGAAUCCUCACCACAACGGUAAAUAUCUGAUCCUCGACCUCUCUCACAACCGCGCACUGAUGUGCUGCGGGGGUAACCUACGACUUGAGACGAUCAAUCUGGAAGACCCCCAACGACAUAUUCCAAAAUACGCACAGUGGGAAUGCAAGGAGAGAGGUGAGUUCAGAGGGUUUAGGAAUGUUGCUAAGGGGACAUUCCUAGGUCAUGACAUUUGGUGGGAUUUCUAUGCUAAGGGCUAUCAUCACAAGGGUUGGGAGGACUUCACUCUGUACCACCAAGAGGGUGGCCUGUACUGGAUUCAGACUCUUGAUUGGUGGACGCAGAGGCAGGUCUCAGCAAGGCAAGAUGGAAAUGGCCUGUUGAGGCAGGACCAUGGGGGCACUUUGUGGGAGUUUGUUAAGAUU